This is a messenger RNA of Danaus plexippus (monarch butterfly), 2197 nucleotides long. RefSeq names its product interferon-related developmental regulator 2 (gene Ifrd1). Lineage: Eukaryota; Metazoa; Arthropoda; Insecta; Lepidoptera; Nymphalidae. The record is from RefSeq and is a predicted model, not a curated record. The coding region runs from base 267 to 1556 and encodes 429 amino acids. The transcript has 7 exons.
UGUAAUUUUCCAUAUAAUGACAAGCGUGAGUUGUCAGACUCAGAUAUCAUAACGCAUAUAAGCGGAGUCGCGUGUGCAUGUUACACGGUUAAACAUGUUAAAAAGUUUUUCUGAAAUUUUAGUUUUAUGUUAUAUUCGGUGCCCAAAUUGUACUAUAAGAACUGAUAUACUUAACUUUUCUCCGUCUUGAUUAAGUGAGAAACCUAGUUUAAUUAAUAGUGAAUAUAUAUUUCUUUUGCUCUAAGUUUCCGGAACUAACAAGCACAAUGCCUAAAGGAAAGAAAAAAGGAAAAUAUGAGCAUAGAAGAACUGAGUUGCCAUACUCAUCAGACGAGGAUGCUGGAAUUGAUAUGACCAAUGACAACUACUCAGAAACAUCGGGACAGUCGGACUUGAGGAGCCACGACGAUGCGGAAAAUGAAAUUCAAGAAAAAUUAGAAGAGAAAGUGCUAGAAAUCAUUGAUGCGCUUAGUGCUAGAGCUAACGCGGCUCGCGCUGCCGCUCUGGUUGCGCUACGUAAUGCUUUACAAAGACGUUACCUGGCUCAUUUAUUGAGCGGACAGAGGGUCACACUAGCCGAACACAUCACUAAGGCUCUGAGGAGGGGCAAAGACGGAGAGAAGAAGGCCGCGGCCGCUGUCGCCCCGCUAUUGGCUUUACAGAUUGGUGAAGAAGGUACUGAAGAAUUCAUGUCUGAAGUCCGUCCGGCUCUGUUUGCUGCUGCCACUGACAAAACGGCCUCGCUAGACACUCGUACUGAGUGCUGUUCAUCUCUGGCCGUACUCUGCUAUCUGCUAGAAGAAGAUCUCAAUGAAAUUUUAGAAGUAAUGAAGAUGUUUGAGACCAUAUUCAGCGGCAGCUACCUCAAGGGCGACGGCAGUGUGAAAAUAUCGGGAGCGGCGGUGGAGGAGGGGUCGUGGCACGCGGCCGCGCUGGACGGGUGGGCGCUACUGCUGGCGCUGCUGGACGGGCGACACGCCGCCGCCACGCUUCGCGAGCGCCCGCCCUCCUUCACCCGCCUGGCCGAGCUGCUGGACGCUUGCAGCCUGGACGUGCGCCUCGCGGCCGGCUGCGCCCUCGCCGCCGCGCACGAGCGGGCCGCGGACGGCGACGCGGACGGUCACGUGGCCUGGGACGAGCCCGCCGCCGCGCCGCGCCUGGCGCUGCUGGCGCGGGACUCGCACAAGUAUCGCGCGAAGAGGGACCGUAAGCUGCAGCGCGCCACCUUCAGGGACAUCCUCAAGUACUUCGAGGACGGCGAGAUCGACGAGGAACGAGUCCGCGUGGGGGCGGAGACUCUGUGCGUGGACAGCUGGGCGGCGCGCGGCGCGUACUCGGCGCUGGCGGCGGCGCUCGGCGCCGGCCUGGCGGUGCUCGCGCCGCACGCGCCCGAGCUCCGGACCGCACUGGGCCUGCCGCCGGCCGCGCCGCACGCCGCGCCUAGAGCUAAACUCAACAAACUGCAGAGACAUCUCCAGAACACGGCGGCGUGUAAAGCUCGCACACUGGCCCGCAAUAAGAGUCGUGACAAGCGCUCGGCGGCGCUGGCUCUGUGAAGUAACUCAACGUUUGGAGCGUCACUUCAUUUUCGUCGACACGACACCGUCGACUUAAAUAAGUACCAAAGAAAGCCCGGCGACCGCCCGCCCUACUCGAUUGACAUAUCUCAGACGACCGCCUCGGCCUCGUGAAGGAGUCGAUGCCGUUUUCAAAGUUGCUCUUUAUUUGAGUUUCAAUAUACUUUCCACCAAUCGCGCUCUUAGCUCCGUCAUCAAACCUCUGACGCGGCGAUCCGUCCCGCUCCUCGGGUCUGCCGCCAUUCGUUGCUAUUUCGAUGGUAUCUGAAUCCACGUUUUUAUUUGUAACUAUUGUAUUUAUCAUAGAGACGUUUGUGACGUUCGUGUUAAUUAUUAUUAGCCCAAUUGAUAGUGUUCGUGAUAUUCGUUUUAUUAUUUCUAUUGAUAUUAAAAUAAUCAAGUUUGGAGCGAGGGACAUUUUUUUGUUUAUUAUAUUUGUACGAUUCGUACCGUCUCGCGCGUCACGAGCGGGCGGCGAUCGGUACAGCUCAUGCAUUAUAUAUAAGAAACUUCUCUGUAAAUAUUAUUUGAAUGUGUUGUCUGCGGCCCAAAACUGUAUAUUAACUAGCUACUAGACUACUGAACACACCUAUGUUGAAAUAAUAUUUAGUACGAGAAUA